AUGCCCAAUGCUUUGACGAUGUUCAAGGCUGAUCCGAACCUUUGUGCAUCGUGGUUGCAAUCUUUUGAUGCCUACGCAGUCACUGUCCAGGGCAAUUUGGUCAUCACCACGCCCAACAUGGACUUCGUCCCUCAGUUCCACCACUUCGAGGAAGAAAAUGUACAAGCACGUGCCGAUGGGCGUUUUGGUGUCAUCAACUGCUUUCAAUGGCCUCAAGCCUACGACAACAUCUUUUGCAAUUCUGUCUGCAUUCCCUGUAAGGAGCUCUACCCAUUCCCGCACCCGCUUCACUGGGCAUGGUUCACCCCCAACCAAAAGGACUUCAAGGCCAUUCCAGGCAACUCAUUUCCUGUAGGCACAUUAGCUUCUGACAAGGUCGAAGGAUUGGAGUCACUCCUGAAAAUGGCAGACAAGCGUGUCCAGGACUGGAGGGCCAAUCGACAAGGCAAGAACGACGUCAUCAUCAAUCGCGUUGCAUCUCUUCGACAUGGUAUCUCGCGGCUCAAAAAACAUCCCCUAACCUUUCGCGAUCUCCUCAUCUUCGUCACAGAUGCCCAACGCCUAUUCCUUGAAAUUCACUCCUUCAUGGAUUGGGUUCUCAUCACCCAACCUCGCAUCUCCUCCGGCAUUGGAGCCAACACUGUCAAUUCAGCCUGGAUGGGCACUUUCACGCACGACAGUGACAUGUGCAACAAGCUCCACAUGGCUGGUGUCCCCGUCUGGUAUGUCUGUACAAUGGCGUACAUACCCGCUAAUAUGAAGGUGAUGAAACCCGUAUUAAUCACACAUCCGGAUGACAUCGUCAUCUCGAUGUAUGCAGAGGGCAACAAAAUCCACCCCUACGACAUCAUCUAUCAUGGUCAAGGUGGCCACCAGCGUCAACUUCACGUUCGCCGCCUAUACAGUGGCACAACUUUCAAAAAUCCUGAUGGGCCGGUUGCUUCAACAAGCAGUUUCUCUACGCCCAGUUCUUCUACUCUUCUGUCAUGCUCUAAGCCAUCCGCUGCUGCUGGAAAGGCCCCUCAAAAAAAUGUGAGAGAGGCUCGGCCCACCCAACCGUCCCAGUCAGGCAAAUCCAGGGACAAGUGGAAAGACCCUGAAAGCCCAUAUCUUCCGCUGUCUAUCCUACACUGGGAUGAUGCCCUCAAAACUUGCACAAAGGAUCCGUCUUAUUCCCCAAACCCACUCUUCUCCUCAGUCCAAAGCUACCAGAGCGCCUGCAAGGUUAUAUUACCACCUAGCUCGCUUGUCCUCUGGCGCAACUUCCUUGGCAGCGGAUUGACAACCCAAUCACAAGGUGCUGCGCCCAAAGGCAAAGAUCCCAAAAAGAAGGGUCUUACGGCAGCGGAGAAGCGAAAGGCGGUGAUGAGGGACUUAUUUGGUGACGAUGUGUUGGAGACUCACGGAGAUUUGUUUGCACCAGAAGGAUCGGUGGAAUUUUGCGGCGAACAAGUGUCGGUUGCCAGUCUCGCUAACCCUCCACGCCGUCUCGCCCAAAGGAUUACAUGGGAGUUAUAUGAGCUCGGUUUCUGUUACAAACUGAGGGAUCUCGAUUGCCACUUAGUCCAUAAACGCUGGGCAGAUGAUCCGACCAGUUGCGAGCAACUCCUUCAUUCCAUAUUUCCAGGCGAGGCUGGUUUGGUCAUGUGGUCAGAGCCAUUUCCGGGGGAUAACUACGGCAUGUGGAAUAACACCUUAAUUGGUGUUCUGCCUUACCUGGAAAAAUUCCGGGAACUCCUCUGUGCUUGGAACAAUGUCCCGCCGCUUCUGGUUGUGCCUCUGACCCCAGAAAACUUCACCGAUACCAAGUGUUGGGAAGUCAUGCAUGCUACAACUACCUUUUAUGUGCAGACAUUCUUUUGUCAUUUUGGCAGGCCCCCCAUCGUUCCUCAUUCCCUCCCUUUGUAA
Suillus discolor is the source of this 1908-nucleotide messenger RNA. RefSeq lists its product as uncharacterized. The record is from RefSeq and is a predicted model, not a curated record. Lineage: Eukaryota; Fungi; Basidiomycota; Agaricomycetes; Boletales; Suillaceae. Bases 1 to 1908 code for a protein of 635 amino acids. The transcript has 5 exons.